AUGUCUGAAGAGAACCCAGAUACGACAGCAGUACCGGUAACAAAUCCAGUAAAGACCCACGUCACAGACCCCAGGAGAGUGGAGUUGGGACGUAGGCUUGCUAAGAUCAGUAAGGAAGCAAAAGCAAGAAAGAAGGCACAACUUGAGGCUAUCAAGGAAGAGGAGCAGAGCAUUUCGGACACAGAGGACAAAGGUAAUGAGUCGAUAGUCACCCUAGAGUGAGUCGGCUUGGUAGUAGGUAUCGCCGUAGGGCUCGGAUCCCUUUACUUCAUGUGGUAUAGUCGUCAGGAAGAGGAUGAGAAGCCUAAGGAAAAUAAGACUGUAGAGGAACCGGAACCCAUUGUUAUUACUCCAAAAGGUCCUGACUUGUUUGACUGA
Paramuricea clavata is the source of this 378-nucleotide messenger RNA. The record is from the annotation of a GenBank genome assembly. NCBI's taxonomy places the organism in Eukaryota, Metazoa, Cnidaria, Anthozoa, Malacalcyonacea, Plexauridae.